This is a messenger RNA of Alternaria burnsii, 1368 nucleotides long. Its product is annotated as nadh:flavin oxidoreductase nadh oxidase. The transcript has 3 exons. Lineage: Eukaryota; Fungi; Ascomycota; Dothideomycetes; Pleosporales; Pleosporaceae. Gene Ontology annotation, cellular component: intracellular anatomical structure. The coding region runs from base 1 to 1368 and encodes 455 amino acids. Gene Ontology annotation, molecular function: NADPH dehydrogenase activity; FMN binding; NADP binding. The record is from RefSeq and is a predicted model, not a curated record.
AUGGGUGCUGAGGCCGAUAGCCAGAACCCGCAUUCGCAUCAUGCGAUUGCAAAGGACACUCCCGAGGACAAGAACAGCGAACAAGUCCCAGAGCAGGACGAGCUGAGAAACAAGGCUGCCGCUGGUAUCUCAUACUUCACUCCCGCACAGGAGCCCGUCGCCGGAACCGCCCUUGGCAUGCUCGAUGGCAGCUCCAAGAUCCCCAAGCUCUUCCAACCCCUCAAGCUUCGCGGCCUUACCAUUCAGAACCGCCUUGCCCUCUCGCCUCUCUGCCAAUACUCUGCCGAAGAUGGUCACCAAACCAACUGGCACCUCACACAUUUGGGCGGCAUCAUCCAGCGCGGUCCUGGCCUCACAUUUGUUGAGGCUACUGCGGUACAAGCCGAGGGAAGGAUUACCCCAGAGGACUGCGGUCUCUGGAAAGACUCGCAAAUGGAGCCUCUUCGCAGGGUCGUUGAGUUCGCACACUCCCAAGGCCAGAAAAUUGGUAUCCAGCUCGCACACGCUGGACGAAAGGCCAGCACCGUCGCUCCCUGGUUGAGCAAGGGUGAUAUCGCUACAAAGGAGAUGAACGGCUGGCCAGACAACGUCUAUGCUCCCUCAGCUAUCGCAUUCAACGACCACCACUGCACACCUAAGGAGAUGACGAAGCAGGACAUCGAGGCCUUCAAGCAAGCAUUUGUCGAUGCUACCAAGCGCGCCCUCAAGAUCGGUUUUGACACCAUCGAGAUCCACAACGCCCACGGCUACCUACUCCACUCCUUCCUGUCACCAGCAUCCAACAAGCGUACUGACGAAUACGGUGGAUCCUUCGAGAACCGCACCCGUCUCACUCUCGAAGUCGUCGAUCUCGCACGUAAGACCAUCCCUGACAGCAUGCCUCUCGUCCUCCGUAUCAGCGCGACAGACUGGCUUGAUGAAGCCGGUAUCGAAGGCUGGACCGUCGACCAGACCGUCAAGCUCGCCGAGAUCCUCGCCGAGAGGGGCGUAGACCUUCUCGACGUUUCUUCCGGAGGUCUCCACGAGAAGCAGCACAUCCAUGCUGGGCCGGGAUACCAAGAGCCUUUCGCCAAGGCCGUCAAGGACAAGGUUGGAGACAAGAUGGCCGUUGGUACUGUUGGUAGCAUCACCGACGGCAAGCAGGCCAACGGAUACCUCGAGAACGACAAUCUUGAUGUUGCCUUCAUUGGCCGCAUGUUCCAGAAGAACCCCGGUUUUGUCUGGCAAUGCGCCGAUGAUCUUGGUGUUGAGGGUCGCUGGGCUAACCAGAUCCGAUGGGGCUUCGGAGGCCGUGGCAAGAAGGAUCAAAUCGUAGACAAGAAGGCGUUCGCGAAUGAAGGUGCUUUUGAGAUGAACAAGAGCAAGUAG